Scatophagus argus is the source of this 4539-nucleotide messenger RNA. It is a transcript of the gene sfswap, whose product is annotated as splicing factor SWAP. Lineage: Eukaryota; Metazoa; Chordata; Actinopteri; Scatophagidae. The transcript has 19 exons. Bases 1253 to 3928 code for a protein of 891 amino acids. Gene Ontology annotation, biological process: RNA processing; mRNA 5'-splice site recognition. Gene Ontology annotation, molecular function: RNA binding. The record is from RefSeq and is a predicted model, not a curated record.
GUGAGUGACAGUGACAAAUACGCCGAUCUCUUGGUGUUCGGCUAUGCCUGCAAACUGUUUGCAGACGACGAAAAGGCUCUUUACCACGAACAGGGAAAACAUCUUAUCCCAUGGAUGGGGGACAAGAGCAUCAUGAUUGAUAGGUCGGUUGAACAAACUUAGACUGAAACAUUAUGCUAACCAUCUACCCUGUUCGUUAGCCUGUUUCAAAAUUCAAGGGACCACUUGGAAUUUGUCUUGCACAAGCUUGGAAAUACCUGAAACUGACGAAGAAUGUAUUAUUUCUUUCCUGCUAACUUGGUUAUGGAUGUCCUGAACUGAGAACAUAUGGUAUCUGAAGUUUCUACAAUAACAUGCAAAGAUGCAACUCCUUGCUAGUCUUUAGCCAUGAUGCUAAGUGUGCACUCAGUUGCCAGUUUAUCAGGCACAGCUAAAGCGACUGCAGUCUAAUUCAAAGGUGAUCCCAAAGUGGAGGGAAACAUUUAUUUUUAAACCACUUAAAUGUAGUUUAAGCAAAAAGAAACAUUGUAACCUACAAGAAUAUAGGAUUUAUGGCAAUCCCGUUUUGUUUGACUGCAUUAGUUUAUGCUGUGUACCUAUUCAUCUGGCAUGAUUUGUAUUUUAUUGACAAACACAAAGAUAUCUAAACUUAAUAUCCUUUUAUAAGACUGCAUAGGUUAGCUUUCAAGUGGGCUUUGCAUCUUAGCAUGUUGGGAGAAUUUCCUCUGGAAAUUUUUACUUCAAAAAUGAAUAAAAUGGCAGUCAAAAUGGAGUAUGACACAUAAGAUGUUUCAUGCUUUCUUUAGUUGUCAAAUUCAGUUUUGCCAUAAUUACAAUGUGUACACGGAGCAGAUGACUUCAUUAUGCUGUGCAAUAUCCACAAGGCCAGAGCAAAUUCUAACUAAGGCUCAAGUCACUGUAAUUAAGGUGAUUCAAAAUAUACAAUGUCAACGUGAAACAGUGUGGCUGAACAACUUACAACAAAACUGUGUUGGAGUAAUGUUUUCUUUCCAUCAGAACAUGUUAAAACAUAUUCAUUUUUUUGAAUCACCUUGAUCUGCAGUAGCUCUGCUUGUGUUUCAUUUGUACAGCCUUUGUAUGUGUGUCUUUAUCACAUAACCCAGUUUUUCCCCCAGCAAGGUAGGCUAAGGGGUCCUGCCAAACCCCGAAUGCCAACCACAGCUCCCCAUUUCUUUGUCUUCAUGAAGAAGAAUGCAACUGAGAGGUGGCGUAGAGGGACGAACCCUGGAAAAUGUCGUCCAUUUGGGUUCUUACGGAUAGAUACGAUGGGCGUGGUCACUUACAUGACCUUUCAGAGUAUGACAGCGGGUCAUGGAAUACAUCCUACCAGCUGUCGGAGGAAGAGGACAGGAUUGAGGCGCUAUGCGAUGAGGAACGAUACCUGGCUCUGCACACUGACCUGCUGGAAGAGGAGGCAAGACAAGAAGAGGAAUACAAACGUCUGAGUGAGGCUCUGGCUGAUGAAGGUUCCUACAAUGCUGUGGCCUUCAAAUACAGUGCUGACUAUUAUGACCCCUCUCAGCCCACAGAAGAGGAGGAUGCUAACAAGGAAACUGAAGAGACUGAGCCAGAGGAGAGCGAGGAACCAUUCGUUGCUCCCCCAGGACUCACUAUCCCUCCUGAUGUGGAACUGCCGGCAACCGUCAAAACCCAUAACAUCAUUGAGAGGACAGCCAACUUUGUAUGUCAACAAGGGGCUCAGUUUGAAAUAGUCUUGAAAGCUAAGCAGGCUGGUAACUCCCAGUUUGACUUUCUUCGUUUUGACCAUUACUUGAACCCUUAUUACAAACACAUCCUGCGGGCCAUGAAGGAAGGUCGAUACAACCUUGUGUCCACCAACCAGCAAGAGCAGUCUCAGGACUCCCACUCUGAUGAUUCAGAUGAGGACGGAGAUGGCAGUUACCUCCACCCCAGCCUGUUUGCCCCUAAAAAAUGCUCUCGCCUGGAGGAGCUGGUGAAGCCUCUAAAAGUGAUAGACCCAGACCAUCCUCUGGCAGCACUUGUACGAAAAGCCAAACAGGAAAGAAAUGGCACUGCAGCGGUGGCAACCAAACAAGAGGAAGUGCUGAACUCAGCUGCGUCCAGUACUCCAGCACAGUACACUACUGACCCAAAUGCAGCAGCAAUGUACUACGGGUACUACAUGCUUCCUGAUGGAACGUUCUGCUUGGCUCCGCCUCCCCCAGGGAUAGACGCCAGCUCCUACUAUAACAAUAUGCCCUCCACUGUCAUGGCCCCCGCUACAUCUUCUGGAGCUUUGUCUAAUCUGGGAACUGCAUCUACCCCUUCUGAAACUCCCAUCAUGGUUCCACCAGCUACAGCCCCUGCUCAGAUCACCAGCUCUGCUGCUCCGGCUGUUGUACCAGAAACCAGUUCAAAACCGGAAGCUCAAGUCUCCACUCAAGCACCAGCUAUCAUUCCCCCACCACCUGACAUCCAGCCAGUUAUAGACAAGCUGGCCGAGUAUGUUGCAAGAAAUGGUCUUAAGUUCGAGGCCAGUGUCCGUGCCAAGAAUGAUCCAAGGUUUGAAUUUCUUCAGUCUUGGCAUCAGUACAACACCUAUUAUGAGUUUAAGAAGAAUUACUUCAUGCAGAAGGAAGGAAAAUGCUUGGCACAGAAGGAGACAGUAGAUGAUGAUAAUCUUCAAUCAGACACGUCAGUCAAAGAGUCCAAGCUCACAAAAGCCUCUUUUGCCCCCAUCUGUUUUGCCAUCAAAGCAAAGGAAAAUGACAUGCUGCCGCUGGAAAAGAACAGAGUUCGAUUGGACGAUGAUGAUGAUUCAGAUGAGGAGAAGAUGCUGGAAGAGCACAGACUGGAAGCUGUGAUGGGCGGGGAUGAUAUGGCUGACAGGGAGCUUCCUCCUAUCAGUGCACCAGAAGAGAAGAAACCCUCCCUCACUUUGGAGGAGUUGGAGGCAAAACAAGCCAAGCAGAAACUGGAGGAUCGUCUCGCAGCUGCAGCCAGAGAGAAGCUGGCCCAGGCAUCUAAGGAGUCCAAGGAGAAACAGCUACAGGCUGAGAGGAAGAGGAAGGCAGCACUCUUCCUACAGACCCUCCGCAGCCCCUUUGCUGGGGAGCCUGAGGCCAAGAGAGCUGAGCUGGACUCAUCUGCACAGAUUGAGAUGCAAGAAGCUUUCUCUGUUCUGUCUGAUCCUGCACCUCCUCAAGUGUCUUCUGCACCACCUGCAUAUCCUCAGGAACAAAGAUCCACUGUGGAGAAACAAGGAGCCCAUCGCAGCCGGGAGGCCCCGUCCUCCUCGUCCUCCUACACCACCUCCAGAGGAGGAGCCAGAGAUAGAGAGCGACACAAAGAUAGAGAUAGAGAUAGAGACAGAGAUAGAGAUCGAGGUGGAGAGAGAGACAGGAACAAAGGGAGGGACAAAGACAAAAAAAAGAAAAAACACAAGCGGAGGUCAAGAUCCAGAUCAAGGUCAAAGUCGAAGUCGAAGAGCAGACACUCCCUUCCCAGUGCCUACAGGAGAGCCCGCAGGUCCCGAUCCCGCUCACACUCCCCAGGGAGAAGGGACAGGACGGGACCCUCGUCAGAAAGGAGACGUGAGGAAAGAGAGCGAGAGCGCCAUCAUGCCAGCAGCAGCUCCAGUCUGCCCAGGGGGCAUUCGAGAUCCAGGUCCCCUUCUGAAAAAAGGAGGAGCUCCUUGUCAUCCUCAGGACAGAUGCUAACUGUGGGUUCCUCUCUCUCCCCAUAUUCCUCACCCAGCAGGGUUUUGUCCCCAUCAGCUAGCCCCGCCUCCAGCCUGACCCACAGCAGGGGUGGUUCUCUGGAGAAAGAGAAGGCGGUGUCCUCAUCCAUAGUAUCUUCGGUUCAGUCCAAAAUAACUCAGGAUCUGAUGGCCAAAGUGCGAGCUAUGCUUGCCACCUCCAAAACCUUUCAACCCCCCAAUUCCUAGAGAUUUAUUCCUGGAGAUUUAUUUCUGGGUCUGUUUCAUCUCCACGCAUUAACCUUCGAUUUAUUAUUUUGUCUUGAUUUGAGCGUUGGCAGAUUCAGUUUGGCCACAUUAUGUCUUCUGCAGCAUUGUUAAGACCUAAAUAACGGCAGUCACUGAGCUGAAAUAACUGGUUUCACACCUGACCUGAGAAGACCCCUCGUCAGUUGGGAGAUCAUGUCAGUAGAUGAAAUGUUUUGGUUAUCCUGCUUUACAACACUCUACUCUCCUCCCCUCCUCCCAUGAUGUGACAGUUAUUCUUUGCAGAAUUACCUGAAGAUACUGAAGGUCUGUAUUCUCUCCUUCUAUGAAGGAUUGUGUUUGAUAAUUUCAGUUCUCUCCAUCCUCGGCUACUAUUCUGCUGUUGUUUUCCCUCUCCCCCAAUGUUUUUUUUUUUUUUUUGGUCUCCAGUCCCUCAUGCUUCUUCUUGAGAAGCCAUUUUAAUUUUUUUGAUUUUUUUCUCCUUCAGCUCUAGUGUGUGGCCUUCUAUUUCUGUUCCUGAUUUGUACUGUAAUAAAUUUAAUGCAGAACAACUUUGUAAUCCAAACUGUCAAUAAAGUUGCAAUUAUGAUUUA